AUGCGUUCCUGGAUAAAGUCAUCACUGGGGUUUCUCCCAGUGAUAGUACAAUCUGCACUUGGCCAAAAUGUUAUUGACCUCACCGGAGAUGGCUGGACAAUCAGCAGCAAGGCCCUGAAUAUUUCAGCUCCUGGUUACUUGCCUUCUCAGGUACACCUGGAUCUCUACAAGGCAGAUGUGAUUGAUGAUCCGUACUACGGUCUUAAUGAUUUUAAUUUGCGUUGGAUCGCGAGGAACAACUGGACAUAUACUAGUAACGCGUUACCUGGGCUGUCUAACAAAGCCUUGGAAUCCUGGCUUGUCUUCAACGGUUUGGACACAUUCGCCACGAUUGAGCUAUGCGGAAAAUUCGUUGGCACAACUGACAACCAGUUCCGUCAAUACACAUUUGAUGUCUCCGAUAUCGUGAAAAGCUGCCAAGGUGACCCAACUUUGUCAUUGAACUUCGGCAGUGCACCCUUAAUUGCCGAUAAGAUCGCCGAAGAUCCAACUUCCGAGAAAUGGCCAUACCGUCCCCAGCAAAUAUAUGAAUUCCCCAACCGUUGGUACAUCCGCAAAGAACAGUCUGACUUUGGAUGGGAUUGGGGCCCAGCAUUUGCCCCCGCCGGUCCAUGGAGAGACGCUUAUCUCGUUCAAUUCGAGGAGCAGGAGAGCAUCUAUGUUCUCAACACAGACUUGGACAUCUUCAGACAAGGACAAAUUAAUCACGAGAUACCCGAUCAAACCAAGCCGUGGGUCGUGAAUGCGAGCAUUGACUUUCUCGGAUCACUCCCCGAUAAGCCUUCGAUGCAUAUUGUUAUCAAGGAUGCUGAGUCUGGAACAACUCUCAAGUCUGCUGCUCUUGGGAAUGUCUAUACCUCUGGCCAAACAAUUACCGGAAACAUCAACAUCGAUGCCGAUGCACCAAAUCUCUGGUGGCCCACAGGCAUGGGUAAGCAGAAUCUCUACAAAGCAACAAUCACUGUUAGUGGCUCAGGGCAAAACAAACCACUCGCCAGCGUCACAAAGCGCACUGGAUUCCGCACAAUCUUCCUCAACCGCCUCAGUAUCACCGAUGAACAAAUCGCUCAAGGGAUCGCGCCAGGAGCCAACUGGCAUUUCGAAAUAAAUGGUCAAGAAUUCUACGCGAAAGGAUCCAACCUGAUUCCUCCUGACGCAUUCUGGCCACGAGUGACUGAAGAGAGAAUGCAGCGCCUUUUUGAUGCCGUUGUAGCCGGUAACCAGAACAUGCUUCGAGUCUGGGCUUCCGGUGCCUAUCAACCAGACUUUAUCUACGACAUCGCAGACGAGCGCGGUGUUCUGCUCUGGAGUGAAUUCCAAUUCAGUGAUGCGAUGUACCCAGUCAAUGCAUCGUUCCUGGAAGAUGUUGCGGCCGAGGUUGCUUACAACGUGAGGCGAGUGAAUCACCACCCAUCACUUGCUCUAUGGGCUGGCGGCAAUGAAAUUGAGAGCCUUGAGCUCCCUCUCAUACAAGAGGCAGAUCCCAACCACUAUUCCUACUGGGUCGGACAAUAUGAGCAGCUUUUCAUCAGUCUCAUUCUGCCCCUUGUCUAUGAGAACUCGCGGUCUAUUUCGUACAUGCCUAGUAGCACAAAUAACGGCUACCUGUGGGUUAAUCUCUCGGCGCCAGUGCCAAUGGCUGAACGCUACGACAAUACCACGGUUGAAGAUUACUAUUCCGAUACAGACCACUACAACUACGACAGUAGCGUCGCCUUUGAUCUUGGCAGUUACCCCAUUGGCCGCUUUGCCAAUGAAUUCGGCUUCCAUAGUAUGCCAAGCCUCCAGACCUGGCGUCAAGCUGUUGACGAAGAUGAGCUUCACUUCAAUAGCAGCACUGUGAUGCUUCGGAAUCACCAUUAUCCUUCUGGUGAUACCUCAACAGACAACUUCAAGAACUCAUCCAUGGGAAUGGCCGAGAUGACUAUAGCGGUGGAGCGCUACUAUCCAAUCCCGAAUAAGGAGAACUCAGUGGCGAAUUUCAGUGCCUGGUGUCACGCUACGCAGAUGUUUCAGGCUGACAUGUACAAGAGCGAGAUUCAGUUCUACCGCCGUGGCAGUGGGAUGCCGGAGCGGCAGCUUGGAUCCCUAUAUUGGCAGCUCGAGGAUAUCUGGCAAGCACCAACCUGGGCGGGUAUCGAGUAUGAUGGUCGGUGGAAAGUCCUUCACUAUGUUGCGCGUGAUAUCUACCAACCUGUGAUUGUUGCACCUUAUUGGAACUACACGACCGGUGAUCUCGAAAUAUACGUCACCUCUGAUCUUUGGGAGACUGCUCGUGGAACAGUGAAUCUGACUUGGGUAGACCUUUCUGGCAAUCCUAUCUCCGGUAAUGCCAAUACACCGGCCUCUACUCAGUUCACUGUCGGUGCACUAAACACGACCAAGAUAUUCGGGACCACUAUCUCAGACCUGGAUCUAUCUAACAAGACAAAUGCUGUUUUGGUGAUGUCGAUUCAUGCAAGCGGUCAUCUUCCUAACGCUGAGAACGGCAAGGUCUCCACAUUCAUUCAUCAGAAUCAAUUCACUCCUGUUUGGCCAAAUGAGGUUGCUUUGGUGGACCCCAAGGUGGAGGUUUCCUAUGAGGCAAGCACUGGUCUGUUCACUGUUGAGGCUCAGAACGGCGUGUCCCUUCAUACUUGGCUGGACUAUCCAGCUGGUGUUGUUGGUUAUUUCGAUGAGAAUAUGUUUACCCUUCUACCUGGUGAGAAGCGCAAGAUCGGGUUUACUGUACAGACAGAUGAGACUGGCGGCAAUUGGGUUGGGGGAGUGACUGUGCAGAGUCUUUGGGACCAAACGACAAAAUGA
Penicillium malachiteum is the source of this 2805-nucleotide messenger RNA. RefSeq lists its product as uncharacterized. Bases 1 to 2805 code for a protein of 934 amino acids. Gene Ontology annotation, molecular function: beta-mannosidase activity. Gene Ontology annotation, biological process: glycoprotein catabolic process; carbohydrate metabolic process. The record is from RefSeq and is a predicted model, not a curated record. The transcript has 5 exons. NCBI's taxonomy places the organism in Eukaryota, Fungi, Ascomycota, Eurotiomycetes, Eurotiales, Aspergillaceae.